This is a messenger RNA of Cotesia glomerata, 3801 nucleotides long. It is a transcript of the gene bma, whose product is annotated as SCY1-like protein 2. NCBI's taxonomy places the organism in Eukaryota, Metazoa, Arthropoda, Insecta, Hymenoptera, Braconidae. The coding region runs from base 813 to 3410 and encodes 865 amino acids. The transcript has 14 exons. The record is from RefSeq and is a predicted model, not a curated record. Gene Ontology annotation, biological process: protein phosphorylation. Gene Ontology annotation, molecular function: ATP binding; protein kinase activity.
GCACACAGCACAUAGUAGCUGCCACGAGAAGCUGGUGGGAGUUGGAGAAACCAGAAAGAGAAGAGAAGAGAAGAGAAGGUUCCUCUCCUGUUAUCCUGUAAACAGGACCGCUGGAGCACUUCACCACCGAGACAACCGACAUUAUUGUUUCUUCCUCCUCGCAUCAGGAAGAUCGUUGUCGUGGUAGUCGUUUUCGUGGUGCCCGGCGCUUCCUCUCCGUUCACGUUCACGUUCUUCACCUUCCUCAUUUUCACUCUCUCGCGUUUGUAUCAACAUAUAUAGACGUAUAUCGCCGCUCUCAUUUACCUAUACAUGCAUCCCCCGUUACUCGAGAACACCCGAACGUAAUCAAGUCAGUUGAUCGCCGGCCUCACGAAUCACCACGUCGCGGACACACUUGUUGUUGUUGUUUUUGUUUCAUUUGAUACUUUUUGUUGUAGUCAUCAAAUUGGUGCUGCUCAUCGUUAUUAUUUAUCGUAUGAGCCGCUUUUAAAAAGUUUUUUUUUGGUACUUUGAGCCAAAGAGCCAUUCAAACAGAAGACACACUUUCGGCAACAGAUUCUGUAUUGUUCGACAGCGGGUGUAAGAGUAAGAGUGGGAAAAUUUAUUAAAAAUUAACACCGAGAUAUUGACGUUUACUUCAAGCGGCAAUCAAUUAAAUCGGAAGUAGAGAUAAUAAUUAUUGAAAAAUAAAUAAAGUAAAAUUUGAUGAAGAAAAAAGAAGGGCAAAUAAUUAAUACUUAUCAUCAUUAAUAAUCAUAAUAGUUGGAGAAAGAUUGAUGAUGAUCGUUUGAUUUGGAUGGAUUUUUACCAUGUUCAAGUUCAAAAAUACUCAGCCCAACAUCGUUGAAAGUAAUCCAAUAUGGGAAGAAUUUGCGGCUCGGAAACAAACACCGGCGGCUACUGCGGGCCCGGAACAUGUUUGGAGGAUCUUUGACGCCUACAAAAAAAGCGACGGACAAGACGCGUCUGUGUUUGUCUUCGAAAAAAGGUCUGUUGAAAAAUUUCACAAGCCCAAACACAAGGAGACUGUUACUGAAAUUUUGAGAAGGUGUGCAAGAAAUUUGGAGGACUAUCGACAUCCUAAAUUACUUCAAGUAAUUCAUCCAGUAAAAGAGUGCGCAGAAACGCUGGCAUUUGCAACAGAGCCUGUCCUCGGAAGUUUAGCAAAUGUAUUGGCCUACAGGGAACAAGCUGCAACAGCAAUUCCAACCGCCGCUAAUCCAAACUCAAAUUAUGCGGCCGGCCCACAGAAUCCUCAUCAGCAGCCACCAGGACAUCGACCAAUUCUAAUUAAGGAAUAUGACAUGGUUCCAAUGGAGAUAAAGUAUGGGUUGUUACAGAUCACCGAGGCGCUUUCUUUUCUUCACUGCAGCUGCAAGGUUAUACAUAAGAAUGUCUGUCCCAGUAGCAUUAUCAUAACGAAAAAAGGAACAUGGAAGUUAUUUGGCCUCGAGUUUGUUGAACGGACUAAUGACAAUGGCCUAGAUCCAAUACCGUGUCACCCAUGGACCAAUAAAUUAUCGAAAAUAAUUCAACCAAACCUUGAUUAUAUUGCACCGGAAAUACAAUUAACAAAAUUAUCCAGUAUUCGUAGCGAUAUGUUUAGUCUUGGAAUGGUUAUUGCUACCAUUUACAAUGACGGCAGAUCACUUAUACAAGCCAAUCAUAGUAAUUCUGAUUACAUUAAACAAUUGGAUAAUCUGAAUGAAAAUGUAGAAAACCUUCUUUCAAGAGUACCUAUUGCUCUCCACGAAGCAGUUUCUAGAUUACUUCAUAAAGAUCCCGAGGCAAGACCCAUAGCGAAGCAUCUUUCGCUCAUAAAGUACUUUAGCGAUCCUUCAGUGCACGCGCUUCAAUUUCUCGAUGUAAUAAACAUGAAAGACCCAAAUCAGAAGGCACAUUUCUAUAGAAAUACGCUCAAAGAGGUGCUUCCUUUUAUACCUCUGAAAUUGUGGUACCAACAUAUCUGGCCUUACCUCCAAGCAGAAUCAAAAUCCCAAGAAGUAUUUGCGUCAGUACUGCAACCAAUGUUAUUCAUAAUUCAACAAAGUAGCACCGAAGAUUAUGAAAAAAUAAUCUUGCCCUCAUUUCGUGAACUAUUUUCGAGUCCAAGGUCCGUUCAAGGGACAGUCGUGCUGCUGGAAAACCUCCAUGUUGUCUUUGAGAAAACUCCCAGUGAAAUAAUUAAUGGAGAGAUGCUCCCAGUACUCUAUUCAUCAUUUGAGAGUCCAAAUAUUCAAGUUCAAGCAGCGGCAUUUGUCGCAGUGUCGAAAGUGUGUGAUUAUAUUGACGAAAAUUCGCUGAAAAAUAUCGUGUUACCGAAGUUAAUGCAGGCAUUUGAGGGUAGCACGACAGACUCUCGAGUCUUAAUGAAUUGUCUCUCUAGAAUUCUUGAACAAUUGGAUACUCAGCAAAUAACCGACGAGGUAUUUCCUUUAUUGUGGGAGAUAAAAUUACAAGAGCCAGAUGCCGUUUUGCGGGUAGUAAACAUUUAUAGGCUUCUGCUGAGCAACAAAAAAUACGGACUCUCGAUAAACUUAUUAGCAACCAGAGUAAUGCCCAUUCUUCUCCCAGUCACCGUAAAUCCGUCCCUGAAUAUAGAUCAAUUCACGGUGCUAAUGGAGAUCCUGCAGGACAUGCUAACGCGUAUCGAGAGGAACCAAGCGAGCAAAUUAAAACUGUCGAUGUCAAGCCCAGAGCGUCAUCGACCAUUGAGACACCAAUUUAGCACCGAAAAUAUGCACGUUCCGCCAUUUAAUAUUCCUGGAUUGCGCAUUGAGCAGAGAAAGACGUCGUCUGCUGAAGACAUGGUCCGUAAAACUUCUAUUGGCUCGAUGUCGAUGACUGCUUCUGCUGAAAACAUGACGAGGAAAAAUUCAAUGUCUGGUUUACUGGGUGGUUGGUGGUUUGGUUCGUCAUCAUCAGCAAACGAAGGUGGUUUCCUACGGGUUGCCAGUGCCUUCCCAAGUCGUCGACUAUCAGACAAUACUCUUAUGACACCCAAGAUACGGAUUGCGCCGUCAUGCUCAAGCUCACCUGGAGGCACUCCUGGUGGCGGGUUACCUAUUAGACGUCAUUCCAGUACGGGACCACAAGAACGUCGUGGCUCCAAUGUCAACCUAUCACCUCCAACGGGCGGAAUGCCGGCAACAAGUAACAGUGUACCGUACCUUCUGAGCUCGAGUAUGACAAGCAUUCGUAAUUCCCGUCGACCGUCAGUGUCAUCAACAACAUCCCAACAAGGCUCGGGUCUGCUGCAGCAAUUUGGCACCGGCAUGGUAAGACAACUACCCCCCAUCUGCCUGAACCUGAAUGGGCUACCAACACCACCAUCACCACAACUACCACAUCUACCAAUACCACCACUCUCUCCAUCAAUCCAGCCAUUGGGACAGCCUUCCCACUGACCCUUGGUUAAGAUUGCCAAUUGUUCUCUGGUCGGUCUUAAACAAGUGGCUCUGUGGAUUUUGCGGUGUUGGUUGGUUAUCAAGCGUGCAUACUCAUCAAUAUGUCAGUACACACCAACAUGCUAUUAUAAUCAUCACAGUAGUAAUAGAUAUUAUUACAAUAAUAAUAAUAACAUCAACAACAUUAUUAAUCAUCUUAAUAUCAAGAAUAAAUACGCGACACACUGGCAUUUCCGCAUUGAUACGUUGCAGAAUCAACGGGGUAAUUGGGAUCAUUAUUAUCCGGCGGAUGAUGACAUUACGCCAUCAACGAACCAAGUAGCUAUUGUCGUGACUAUUGAUGGAUCUUCCGGAUCAUCAUCCACUGAACAAAUACGCCCGCAAUAAUAAU